Fraxinus pennsylvanica is the source of this 1083-nucleotide messenger RNA. The record is from the annotation of a GenBank genome assembly. NCBI's taxonomy places the organism in Eukaryota, Viridiplantae, Streptophyta, Magnoliopsida, Lamiales, Oleaceae.
AUGAUGUACAGUGGAAAGAAUUCUUUACUGCCUCCAAAAUCUCCUUUUCCUAGCAUUUACCCGUCAUAUGUUGAUUAUAUCCCUAGUUCAGGGGUUGGACCAAAAGGUCUUCCAAAGCCUAGAGAGGCAAAUUCACACCAUCAACGUACUUCCUCAGAGAGUUUUUUAAUAGAGGAACAACCUUCUUGGUUUGAUGACCUCCUCAAUGAGCCAGAAACUCCUGUGCGCAGAGGAGGUCAUCGGCGUUCAUCUAGUGAUUCGUUUGCCUAUAUUGACACUACUAAUGUUGGAAAGACAAAUUAUGUUACUCCAGACAAUAACAAGUUCAAGAAUUUAACUUUGGUGCCUUCAUGGGGUUCUCAAGAUUUUGAAUUUUAUAGAGAGAUACAACAUGGUUCUGCAUAUGGGGGCCCAAAUUCUUUAGGAAAAACCAAAAAUCAGACAUGGGAUAAUUCAGUUGCACCUCCCUGUGAAGUUCCUUCUCCUGGGGAUAAUACCAUUAUUCAAGAUGCAGGAUUAUCAAGUACUUCGAGAGAAGCAGAGAGGAAUCCGUCUUCACCAACUGAAAAGCAGGAUCCUGGUGAAUAUGGUCCUCAUGACCCAAAAGGUUCUUCUGAGAAGGAUUCAUUUCAUGCCAAGCCUUCGAAUUUGGAGAUGGACACUAAACGUGCCAAGCAGCAAUUUGCUCAGCGAUCACGGGUCAGGAAACUUCAAUACAUCGCUGAACUUGAAAGAAACGUUCAGGCUCUACAGGCAGAAGGCUCCGAAGUUUCAGCUGAGCUCGAAUUUCUCAACCAGCAGAAUCUGAUUCUGAAUAUGGAGAAUAAAACACUGAAGCAACGGUUAGAAAGUUUAGUUCAAGAGCAUCUUAUCAAGCAUUUUGAGCAUGAAGUAUUGGAGAGAGAAGUGGGACGACUACGAGCUUUGUAUCAGCAACAGCAGCAGCCACAACAGCAGCAACCAUCUUCUAGCCAUAGACGUGCUAAAAGCAGCGAUCUUGAUCAACAAUUUGCUAAUCUUUCACUGAAACACAAGGAAACAAGUAGUUGCCGCAAUCACGUUUUUGGCCAACUUCACAUUUGA